CUUUCUUCUCCGAGACUCCAACCCUUUAGCCCGGUAAUCCAAUUUUACUCCGAACCACAUGGGUAUUUGCAGUUCCUGCGAGGCCACCUCUGUGGCCACCGCUAAGCUUAUCCUCCAGGACGGGAGAUUGGAAGAAUUUUCUUACCCAGUCAAGGUUUCCUACGUUUUGCAGAAGAACCCCUCCUGCUUCAUCUGUAACUCCGAUGAAAUGGACUUUGACGACGUCGUUUCUGCUAUCCACGACGAUGAGGAGCUUCAACCUGGACAGCUCUAUUUCGCGCUGCCAUUGAGCAGGUUGAAGCAACCGCUUCAGGCGGAGGAGAUGGCCGCAUUGGCUGUCAAGGCGAGUUCCGCCCUCAUGAAGAGUGGCGGUGACAAAUGCCGGUGUCGCCGAAAGUCUCUAUCGCAGGCGAUGUUUUCCGGCGAGAAGGACUCGAAGUCGUCCGGGAGAGUGGCUCCCGGCGGUGGUGUUGAAGGCGGGUUGAGGAGAGGGAGGAACGGUGGCGGAAGAAGAAACUCUGCGCGCUUAUUGAGUUCCAUACCGGAAUAGAUGGGUAGUUUAGGAAAUGAGCGUAGUGGUAUUAUUGUAAAUAGGGUAAGGACCGGGGUUCAUCUUCUUUAGUUUGUUGGCUGCGAACCCUGUGAUUAGUGGCGACCGGCCGUGGGCAUUUCCCAUGGCGCCCGUUUACUUUUUCCAUCUUUUUGUUCCUUUUCUUGGCUGUCAUCCAUAAGAGGGUUGUGUUACAAUUUUACCCCUACAUGGAUUUCUAAAAGAAAUUACAAUAAUAACCAAUAUUUGGAACGA
Messenger RNA from Vitis riparia (riverbank grape), 805 nucleotides. RefSeq lists its product as uncharacterized. NCBI's taxonomy places the organism in Eukaryota, Viridiplantae, Streptophyta, Magnoliopsida, Vitales, Vitaceae. Bases 59 to 550 code for a protein of 163 amino acids. The record is from RefSeq and is a predicted model, not a curated record. The transcript has a single exon.